Molecule: messenger RNA, 5184 nt
Organism: Lemur catta (Ring-tailed lemur)
Lineage: Eukaryota; Metazoa; Chordata; Mammalia; Primates; Lemuridae
Gene: SEMA3C
Product: semaphorin 3C
Exons: 18
Coding region: 563-2818 (751 amino acids)
Biological process (GO): axon guidance; negative regulation of axon extension involved in axon guidance; negative chemotaxis
Molecular function (GO): chemorepellent activity; semaphorin receptor binding
Source: RefSeq, a predicted model, not a curated record
GGACAGAGAAAGGGACAGAGUUCUUCCUCGGCGGGGCUUGCAGCCUGCUGCCGCCGAUUCCUGCAUCUCGAGGGCAGCCCCGCCAAGGGUCGGCCCCGCCAGGCCCGCCCUCUCGGCUCCGGCCACGCUCUCGCGGGCGCGCUCUGGGUGGGGCUUCGCGGCCGGUGGGGACGCGGCCGGGGCUGCGCGGCCGGUGAUGCGAGCGGCUGGGCGGCGCGCCGGGGCAGCCCGAGCCGCGCGCCGCGUCGCUGAAAUCGGACACCAGAGCGCUCGCCCCCCGCGCCCGGCCGCUCUCCAUUCACUCCGAGGCGCUUGGUUGAGCGCCGCCGAGAAGGGACCCGGGUGCCGCGGCACUGCAGCGCUGAGGAUUCCUUUACAAAGAAACUCAGAGGACCGGGAAGAAAGAAUUUCACCGCUGGGACGCUCUAGAAAUUAAGGUCUUCUGGGAAAAGGAUUGGAGACACACACGGAUCCAACCCGGUAGCAAGUUGAGGACUUUUCCGUGCUGAUUUCUUCCAGCCUUGGUAUUUUCCCUUGGAUAUUAACUUGCAAAUCUGAAGAAAUGACAUUCCGGGCAUUUUGCGUGUUGGUUGGAGUAUUGAUAUGCUCUAUCUGUGUAAAAGGAUCUUCCCAGCCCCAAGCAAGAGUUUAUUUAACAUUUGAUGAGCUUCGAGAAACCAAGACCUCCGAAUACUUCAGCCUGUCACACCACCCUUUAGACUACAGGAUUUUAUUAAUGGAUGAAGAUCAGGACCGAAUAUAUGUGGGCAGCAAAGAUCACAUUCUUUCCUUGAAUAUUAACAAUAUAAGUCAAGAACCUUUGAGUGUUUUCUGGCCGGCAUCUACAAUCAAAGUUGAAGAAUGCAAAAUGGCUGGCAAAGAUCCCACACAUGGCUGUGGGAACUUCGUCCGUGUAAUUCAGACUUUCAACCGCACUCAUUUGUAUGUCUGUGGGAGUGGUGCUUUCAGCCCAGUUUGCACUUACUUGAACAGAGGGAGGAGAUCAGAGGACCAAGUUUUUGUGAUUGACUCCAAGUGCGAAUCUGGAAAAGGACGCUGCUCUUUCAACCCCAAUGUGAACACAGUGUCUGUUAUGAUCAAUGAGGAGCUUUUCUCUGGAAUGUAUAUAGAUUUCAUGGGGACAGAUGCUGCUAUUUUUCGAAGUUUAACCAAGAGGAAUGCAGUCAGAACUGAUCAACACAAUUCCAAAUGGCUAAGUGAACCUAUGUUUGUGGAUGCACAUGUCAUCCCAGAUGGUACUGAUCCAAAUGAUGCUAAGGUGUACUUCUUCUUCAAAGAAAAACUGACUGACAACAACAGGAGCACAAAACAGAUUCAUUCCAUGAUUGCUAGGAUAUGUCCUAAUGACACUGGUGGACUGCGUAGCCUUGUCAACAAGUGGACCACUUUCUUAAAAGCAAGACUGGUGUGCUCUGUAACAGAUGAAGAUGGCCCAGAAACACACUUUGAUGAAUUAGAGGAUGUGUUUCUGCUGGAAACUGAUAAUCCAAGGACAACACUAGUGUAUGGCAUUUUUACAACAUCAAGCUCAGUUUUCAAAGGAUCAGCAGUAUGUGUGUAUCAUCUAUCUGAUAUACAGACUGUGUUUAAUGGACCUUUUGCUCACAAAGAAGGGCCCAAUCAUCAACUGAUUUCCUAUCAGGGUAGAAUUCCAUAUCCUCGCCCUGGAACUUGUCCAGGAGGAGCAUUUACACCCAAUAUGCGAACCACCAAGGAGUUUCCAGAUGAUGUUGUCACUUUUAUUCGGAACCAUCCUCUCAUGUACAAUUCCAUCUACCCAAUCCAUAGAAGGCCUUUGAUUGUUCGUAUCGGCACUGACUACAAGUAUACAAAGAUAGUUGUGGAUCGAGUGAACGCUGCUGAUGGUAGAUACCACGUCCUGUUUCUUGGAACAGAUCAGGGCACUGUGCAAAAGGUGGUUGUUCUUCCUACUAAUAGCUCUGCCAGCGGCGAGCUCAUUCUGGAGGAGUUGGAAGUCUUUAAGAAUCAUGCUCCCAUAACAACAAUGAAAAUUUCAUCCAAAAAGCAACAGUUGUAUGUGAGCUCCAAUGAAGGGGUUUCCCAAGUGUCUCUGCAUCGCUGCCACAUCUACGGCACAGCCUGUGCUGAUUGCUGCCUGGCAAGGGACCCGUACUGCGCCUGGGACGGCCACUCUUGCUCUAGGUUCUACCCAACUGGGAAGCGGAGGAGCCGAAGACAAGAUGUGAGACAUGGAAAUCCACUUACUCAAUGUAGAGGAUUUAAUUUAAAAGCAUAUAGAAAUGCAGCUGAAAUUGUUCAGUAUGGAGUGAAAAAUAACACCACUUUUCUUGAGUGUACCCCCAAGUCUCCACAGGCAUCUAUCAAGUGGUUGCUACAGAAAGACAAAGACAGGAGGAAAGAGGUGAAGCUGAAUGAACGAAUCAUAGCCACUUCACAAGGACUGCUGAUCCGCUCUGUUCAAGAUUCCGACCAAGGACUGUAUCACUGCAUUGCUACUGAGAACAGUUUCAAGCAGACCAUAGCCAAGAUCAACUUCAAAGUUUUAGAUUCCGAAAUGGUGGCUGUUGUGACAGACAAAUGGUCCCCAUGGACCUGGGCCAGUUCGGUGAGGGCUUUACCCUUCCACCCGAAAGACAUCAUGGGGGCAUUCAGCCACUCAGAAAUGCAGAUGAUUAAUCAGUACUGCAAAGACACUCGGCAGCAGCCUCAACAGGGAGGAGACUCACAGAAAAUGAGAGGAGACUAUGGCAAGUUAAAGGCUCUCAUCAACAGCCGGAAAAGUAGAAACAGGAGGAAUCAGUUGCCAGAGUCAUAAUAUUUUCUUCCGUAGGGCUUAUGCUAUUAGUAACAAAUGCUCUGUCUUCAAAUGAUCAAAUUUUGAGCAAAGAAUCUUGGGCUUUACUCAUGGGAAAUUCCUGAGAAAGGUGAUUACUCACUCCUAAAGUGAGUUUUGCAUAAACUGAAAUGAGCAUGCAUUUUCUUGUAUGAUAUUGACUAGCACUAGACAUGUCAUGGUCCUCAUGGUGCAUAUAAAUAUUUAACUUAACCUAGAUUUUAUUUAUAUCUUUACUCACCUUUGCUUCAAAAUCAACAGUGAGGCUACAAAACUAGAAUUGUCACAUCCCUCAAUUGAACAAGGGCUAUAACCCUGUGAUAUUUCUUCCCUGCUUUGGGGCUUUAGAUUUCUAAUUGUGAAUGAUUUUAUAUAUGAAAACAAACUCCAAAAUCACAACUUUCACAUAGUAAAAGUCAUAUAAAUGCAUGUGACAGAGUGGCUAUCAAAAGAAAUGUAAUAGUAGAUAAAAGACAAGGAAGAGGGCAUCUAAAGUUUGUGUAAAAACAUGAGUGAUUCAUAAAGAGAAAAUGGUGAGUUUAUAUGCUUCCAGUGAAUUAUUUUUUUAAGAUUGUAAAAAUUAUCAGUUGCUGGUAUCUGUCAUUGACCUCUGAUUCCUUGUUUCAGGAAGAUGAAAUCAAUAACCUAUACCAUGAAGAUCUUUGAUAGGAGUCAUGUCAGUGAAGCAGUUAGGUUUAUGUCAUUGCCUUCCAAACAAAAGUACGUUCUUAUUUUGGAAGUUAUUUAAGUUAUUCCAGACUUGACGAAUAUAAUCUCGCACUGUUGAAUGAUUAAUAUUUUUAUCCUAAUUUCCUAGUCUGUGUGGCAAAUUAAUGUAAGAAGAAAAAAAUUUUGAAGUAUCAAAUUUCUAUAUGCGGGUGAAGCUAUAAAAUAAAAAAGGAAAAGUAGAAAAUGCAAUUUUAUUAAGAGAAUUUAUAACAAAUGUGGCUGCUUUACAGCUUCAAUACUCAAGUUCAAUGACUCUCACUUUUAUUAAAACCAAUCUCAGAUAUCCUACUGAUUUUUAAGUCAACACUUAAUUUUUUAAUGAUCUUUUGGGUGUGGUGGUGAGGUGCUCAAUAUUCCCAGAAAGGAAAAAACAAUAUAAUAUGAAUAAAAAUAGACAUUCUUUUAAAAGAAUUAUGGUGCAUAUGUUUAUUGGUCUAUAAAUAUACAUGUGGUAAGUUUUAUGAUGGAUGGAAUAGUUAUCUUCUAAUUUUAUGAUUGGAUAACUUUAUUAGAAUAAUACUGAAAUUAUUUCCUCCUAAGAAAAAAUAGCUGGAAAAGAUAUGAAUAAUUUCCUCAUUUUCUCAUAUUUCUUUUAAAAGCACAACUUUUGCUGUUUCAUUUUAUUUACUUUUAAGAAAGGUCAUGUUUCCAGGUAAAAACAGAAAUUGUACCAUAUACCUAAUCAAUAUCUAAUACAAAAAUUUUAUUUAUUCUUAACAAUCCAUGAAGAAGGUAAUCGAGGUAGUUGCAUUGUCUUUUUAAGCAUUGCAGUAUAAAACUUCAAAAACUAAAAUCAUUGUCAAAAUGGAUGUGAUUCUUGAUAAGAAUCUAAGAAUAUGAUGUAUUAUUUCAGUGGUGGUAAAAGAGGUCUCAAUGUGGCAAAAGUAGCAGUUAAAAUACACAACAUAGUACUAAAUGUCAUUAAAAAAACACUGUCAUUCUAAAUGUGUAUGAUUCUAAAGCAAUCUCUAAUGCAGUUUAUGAUAUAAAUGGUUUGCCUGCUUAAAAGGUGUAAUUAAAUUUCUUUUCUCCUCUACACGCACAAGUAGAAAUGUGUCAAUGUAAAGCCAAAAACAACUUUUUUGCUUAUGGCCAAUUUAUUCUAUGUACAGAGUUGAAAGCAAAAUUGUUUCAGGAUCAGUUUUCCUUGCUUCAUGUAAGCCCAAACUGAUAGACAAUAAGGGUGUUUAAAUUUAUAAUAUUAUUUGUGCUAUUUAAUACUUUCUAUUUUGUGCAUUAUUAAAUUGUGUAUACUUUUAUUACUUUUUUAAGAUUAUAAAAAUUCUUGAACAUAACUCUGCCAACUGUAAAGAGAAUUUUCUUUCUCAAAAAUAUUGUUAAUGUAUACUGAAUAUUGGUGGUUGAUUGAUUUUAUUUUGUGUAGUUUGACAAUUCAAUAAGUUAAUAUGUUUUCCAUUUGUACUGUACAUAAAAUUUCCUAGAAAUGUACCUUUUUUUUUUAAAGAGUAGGUUUGUGAACAGACUUUAGCAUGAUGAAACUGUCAUUACGGUGAAUGUUACUUUGUGUAAGAAAACAAACUAAAUGUAACUAUCAUACUAAAGUUUAAUUGGAUAUUGAAGAAAUUUUUGGCCUGGAAAAAUAAAACAUGUUGAAUUCC